GGGCCGCCGGGCCGGCAGGGGGCGCUGCGCCCGCGCCGCCGCCGCCGCUCCGCCCUUUCCGCCUCCUCGGACGCCGCCAUCGCCGGGACGCUGCACCGCUCCGCGCCAUGUCGUCGCACAAGACGUUCAAGAUCAAACGCUUCCUCGCCAAGAAGCAGAAGCAGAACCGGCCCAUUCCGCAGUGGAUUCGCAUGAAAACCGGCAAUAAGAUCAGGUACAACUCCAAAAGGAGACACUGGAGGAGGACCAAACUGGGCUUGUAAGAGAGACUGUCCCAGGAGCUCUAAUGAACAUUGGUCUUUCUGUGUCAGAUCCAUAACAGCCUCAAGUCAUUCCUUCUGUGGUGCUGGAGUGCAGUCCCCAGUGUGGGGUUUUUAUAAGCUGGUCUGGGAUGUUGAUGUUAACUGGGAAAAUCUUUGUAUCUGAAACAUGGAGACUGUGUUCUAUUAGUGUUCUUUCAGGCAUCACCGUGAGCAUUGGCACUGCACAGGCUUACUAAUAAAUAUGGACCUGAAUGA
Messenger RNA from Melozone crissalis (California towhee), 518 nucleotides. RefSeq names its product ribosomal protein L39 (gene RPL39). Gene Ontology annotation, molecular function: structural constituent of ribosome. Bases 108 to 263 code for a protein of 51 amino acids. NCBI's taxonomy places the organism in Eukaryota, Metazoa, Chordata, Aves, Passeriformes, Passerellidae. The transcript is spliced from 3 exons. Gene Ontology annotation, biological process: translation. Gene Ontology annotation, cellular component: ribosome; cytosolic large ribosomal subunit. The record is from RefSeq and is a predicted model, not a curated record.